Messenger RNA from Engraulis encrasicolus (European anchovy), 2923 nucleotides. It is a transcript of the gene pabpc1b, whose product is annotated as poly A binding protein, cytoplasmic 1 b. The record is from RefSeq and is a predicted model, not a curated record. Gene Ontology annotation, cellular component: nucleus; ribonucleoprotein complex; cytosol. Lineage: Eukaryota; Metazoa; Chordata; Actinopteri; Clupeiformes; Engraulidae. The coding region runs from base 565 to 2505 and encodes 646 amino acids. The transcript is spliced from 16 exons. Gene Ontology annotation, molecular function: mRNA 3'-UTR binding; poly(U) RNA binding; poly(A) binding.
UGAUGCGCCAUCCUUCCCCAAACCCCGGCUGUUAGUGCUGUGUGAGUGCGUGUGUGCUCCUGAGCUUGCCUCGGCACACAUUAUAUAAAAAACUAAAAAACAAAAAAAAACUUAAAAACCUUAAAAACUCCAAAAAAUCCACAUUCCUUUUUAUAGUAAAAUCGGUGAAGCAGGAGUCACUUAUCUCGUGGUCUGGACGGUACGAUACGGGGAGAACUAACGACAUUUUAACCGACGUAUGUUGCUAGUUAGCUAGAGUGCUAUUCACCAGCUAACGUUAACGAUUCGAGCUAAUUCGAAAGGCCUCGCUACGUUUAUUCGAUACGUUUAUUCGGUCUUAUUGAGGAUUCCUUGACGUACAUCAACAAGGUACCAAGAACGUUUUAAUUCUAAGUUAUUUUAUCCAAACCCACGUUUUAAAUUUUAGUAUUUUGAGGUGGCUAGCCGCGUUAGCAAGAAGGUGACGUGCUAACGACAAGACCCCACGAAGAUUCGACCUGCUAAUUCCACAAAUUCUUACGCCAUAGCCACUGUAUUCUACUUAGACCAAACCAGACCACCAAAAUGAAUCCAAGUGCACCAAGUUAUCCGAUGGCCUCGCUCUAUGUCGGGGAUCUCCACCAGGACGUUACCGAGGCCAUGCUAUACGAGAAGUUUAGCCCUGCUGGGGCUAUCCUCUCCAUUCGUGUGUGCAGAGACAUGAUAACCCGUCGUUCCCUCGGGUAUGCCUAUGUCAACUUCCAGCAGCCUGCUGACGCCGAGCGUGCCCUGGACACCAUGAACUUCGAUGUCAUCAAGGGCCGCCCAGUUCGCAUCAUGUGGUCCCAGCGCGACCCUUCCCUCAGGAAGAGCGGCGUGGGCAACAUCUUCAUUAAGAACUUGGACAAGUCCAUCGACAACAAAGCCCUCUACGACACAUUCUCUGCCUUUGGCAACAUUCUGUCUUGCAAGGUGGUUUGUGAUGAGAAUGGCUCGAAGGGCUAUGGCUUUGUGCACUUUGAGACUCAGGAAGCUGCAGAGAGGGCCAUUGAGAAAAUGAAUGGCAUGUUGCUCAAUGAUCGCAAAGUGUUCGUGGGCCGCUUCAAGUCGCGGAAGGAGCGUGAGGCUGAGCUCGGCGCCAGGGCAAAGGAGUUCACCAACGUGUACAUCAAAAACUUUGGCGAGGACAUGGACGACGAGAAACUCAGGGAGAUCUUCAGCAAAUAUGGAAACAGCAUGAGCAUCCGCGUGAUGACCGACGACAGCGGCAAAUCGCGAGGCUUCGGCUUCGUCAGCUUCGAGAGGCACGAGGACGCCCAGAAGGCUGUGGAUGAAAUGAACGGUAAGGAGCUGAAUGGGAAGCUGAUCUACGUGGGCCGCGCCCAGAAGAAGGUGGAGCGCCAGACGGAGCUCAAGCGCAAGUUUGAGCAGAUGAAACAGGACCGCAUGACCCGCUACCAGGGCGUCAACUUGUACGUGAAAAACCUGGACGAUGGCAUCGAUGAUGAACGUCUGCGCAAGGAGUUCUCUCCCUUCGGUACCAUCACCAGUGCCAAGGUCAUGAUGGAGGGCGGACGCAGCAAGAGGGGAGAUGGAGUGAUGAUGGAGGGCGGCCGCAGCAAGGGCUUCGGCUUUGUGUGCUUCUCCUCGCCCGAGGAGGCCACCAAGGCGGUGACCGAGAUGAACGGCCGCAUCGUGGCCACCAAGCCGCUGUACGUGGCCCUGGCCCAGCGCAAGGAGGAGCGCCAGGCCCACCUCACCAACCAGUACAUGCAGAGGAUGGCAAGCGUGCGCGCCGUGCCCAACCCCGUCAUCAACCCUUACCAGCCCGCACCGCCCUCGGGAUACUUCAUGGCUGCUAUUCCACAGGCCCAGAACAGAGCUGCUUACUACCCGACCAGCCAGCUGGCUCAGCUCAGACCCAGCCCUCGCUGGACCACACAGGGAGUCAGGCCACAGCAUUUCCAGAACAUGCCUGGCGCCAUGAGGUCCCAGGCUCCUCGCCCACAGACCUUCAGCACAGUCCGACCAUCAGCACAGGUCCCUCGCAUGGUCUCCGCUCAGCGCGUCCCUCAGUCAGUGGGCCCUCGCCCUGCCACAGCAGCCCAGGCGGUGGCGGCAGCAGCAGGCCCCCGCGGCGUGCCCCAGUACAAGUACGCCCCUGGAGUACGCAACCCCCAGCAGCACAUGAACACACAGCCACAGGUUGCCAUGCAACAGCCUGCUGUGCAUGUGCAGGGCCAGGAGCCCCUGACUGCCUCCAUGCUGGCCGCUGCCCCUCCACAGGAGCAGAAGCAGAUGCUGGGUGAGCGUCUGUUCCCACUCAUCCAGAACAUGCACCCAACGCUGGCCGGCAAGAUCACCGGCAUGUUGCUGGAGAUCGACAACUCAGAGCUGCUCCACAUGCUGGAGUCUCCAGAGUCUCUCCGCUCCAAGGUGGAUGAGGCCGUGGCGGUGCUCCAGGCUCACCAGGCCAAGGAGGCCGCACAGAAGAACACCAACUCCGCUGGAGUCCCAAACGUCUAAGCCAAGUUCACGGGAAUGGGGAACCCUUGAAACUUGCUUCACCGAUAAAAAAAAUUAAACAUUGAAAAAAUGAAAACACACAAAACAUUGCAAAACGAUCUUAAAACAUUUUAAAAAAAGGAAAGGAAACUAGAUCAGCCAGGUCUGGAAAUGAGAACGCUAGGCCUUGUUCAUUUAAUUAAAAAAAAUACUGAAAAAAAGAGAAAAAAUUAAAACAUAAAAAAUGUAAAAUCUGGUUAAAAGAAUAUUCCAGAAAAAAAAGGGGUUAGCAACCCAACAGCAUUCCUUCCUUGUUUUAUUCCUUUUACUUUUGUGAAAAGCCAAGAGCUCUGGUGGUAGUUGGAGAGAGCUGAAGACUUGGCAUUGUGAAGAUUCUGAAUUAAAUUUGCUUGCUGAAAUAAAAACCUAUUAAAACAUA